UUGCGACUAACUUCAAGUUGUUGCUUUUAAUGGCUGAUUGUUCAGGUUUUUGCUCAUUAAAAACUGUCAUUUUUUUCUUCAAAAAUAACACUAAAACCACGUUUUCUGAAGACAAAACAUCAUGGAUUCCCAAUCUUACGAAAAUGAUGAAGAAUACGUUUCUAAACCAAGUUCUAAACAGAGCAAUGUAUUACAAUUGUGGGGCAACGAACGGACUAUGAAUUUAAACCCCUUAAUUCUCACUAACAUACAAAGCAGUCAUUAUUUCAAAGUAAAUUUAUACGAAUUAAAAACUUACCAUGAAGUCGUCGAUGAAAUAUAUUAUAAAGUAACCCACUUAGAACCAUGGGAAAAAGGAUCGCGGCGUACAUCAGGUCAAACUGGGAUGUGCGGAGGUGUCCGAGGCGUUGGAGCCGGAGGAAUUGUUUCCACAGCUUACUGCUUACUUUACAAAUUAUUCACCUUAAAAUUAACUCGAAAACAAUUAAAUGGAUUGAUAACGCAUUGUGAUUCGCCAUACAUAAGGGCUUUGGGGUUCAUGUAUGUGAGGCAUGUGUUGCCCCCGGCGCACCUACUCGAUUGGUACGGACCGUACCUCGAAGAUGAAGAGGAGCUGGAUGUAAAAGCCGGUGGAGGUCAAAAUAUGAGAAUUGGGACGAUGUUGAGACAAUUUUUGGUUGAAUUGAAUUGGUACGGGUCGUUGUUUCCGAGAAUUCCAGUACCAAUAGAACAAAAAAUACAAAAAUUUUUGAAAGACAAAUAUCCCGUUCAACAACAACAACAACAACAACCACCACAAGCUAUGCCAAUGAGAGAGCGAGAACAAAGAAGUGAUUGGCAAAGAUCAGAUCGUGAUUGGAAAGAAGAAAAAAGAGAAGAAAGGGAUAAAGAUAGAGGUUAUAGGGAUGAUAGGGAAAGGAAUCGAGAAAGAAAUCGUGAUGAUCGGAGGACUGGUAGAGAACAUGAUCACAAACAUAGAGAUUACCGGGAUAGGUCACCUAGAAGAGAAAGAAAUAGCAAUGAUGAGCGUAACCGUGAAAGAUCUCAUAGACAUAAUAGUCGGGAUAAAGAGUACAAACAUAGGAGAGAUCGUUACCAUUGAUGUUUACAAAGAUAAAGUUGAGAACCGUCUGUUUAAGUUUAGGUUCAAUGAAUUUUUUUUUUAUGCCGAAGUAAAAUUAUGAAAAGUUAUUUUAUAAGUUUCUUUUUUCCUAAUU
Messenger RNA from Onthophagus taurus, 1217 nucleotides. Its product is annotated as pre-mRNA-splicing factor 38B. The record is from RefSeq and is a predicted model, not a curated record. NCBI's taxonomy places the organism in Eukaryota, Metazoa, Arthropoda, Insecta, Coleoptera, Scarabaeidae.